CGAAGUACUGCAGGACCACUUCUCCACAAUCCACACGCGUUAUGCCGGCUGCUUUUGCCUUCCCGAUUCGAAUAGUCUCCACGUCUAGCAGAAGCUUUCUCAGCCUCGUUACUUAUGCGCUUCGGCAUUGCACGGCGGCGCACAUCUUCGUCCCCAAUUGCUCGCGCCUCUCAUGGCAGAAAACAAACUGUCUUCGGAGUCACUCCUACGAGACAACGACUCGCCAGCUCUAGCGCUUUUGCUGGAAGCAACACAGCCCGAUGGCUCCAACUCGGAUGCCAACCAUGAAAGCGACUCCACUGGGAAAUCCAAAGCCAGCGCUGACCCCACACCGAGCGACCAGAAAGCAAAGGCAUACAAAUGGCUUUCCAAGUCCAGCAAGAGACGGAUUAGAAAAGGGAUGCAGAAGCAAAAGCGGACAAUCCAAGGCGAUCAUGGGAAAGAACGAGCCCCCAGCUCCGCGGAAAGCUGGCUGAGAGAGAUGACAUUUGGGAGGCAACGGAAGGACGACGAGGGAAUGGCGCGGUGGCGACGAAUGAAAGCGGGGAGUGAUUCGUCCCUGCUCAGCGAGUGCCGUGGGCCACUGCACCAAUUCGCUUGCGCUCACCGGUUCCAAGUCCUAUGCCCUUCUUGCGCCGACGCAUGGGAGCUAGGAAUUUCUCGACAGUGCCCACACAAACUUACGGAGACGAAGGAAGCAAAGACAAACCUGUGCUUCGAGCGGCGAUGCCCAGGUUGCAAGAUCCAAUCAUGGGACCAACUCUUCAAAGAGCUCCAUGAACUGGAGCCGGCACUCGACCGUCCCGAAGAUAUUACAUGGACUCUGGCUUCGUUCGAGCCCCUGUAUCUUGCAAAAGGGAGUCUGCGGUCUACGAUUAGGUCUACGAGAAGGCGCGAGUUCUAUCCUGUACAUCGGUUCUUGAGUGUGCUUUGGCCUCUAAAUCGUCGCGUCCCGCCGAAAGAUAAUGGAUAUGUGGUUUUGGGACGCGGGCAAUCUCAAGCAGGGUUCGACGCAGCCGGAUUUGGAAGUUCGGGAAGCUUCUAGGGAUGGAAUUACGCUCGGAAAAUCAUUUCAGGGGUGACCCACUGAUCUAUUAUGUGGCCAGAGCGCCUAACGAUGAGCUGUACAGUCUGUAUAUCGCGCAAGAGCGCGUUCUUCACGGCCGAAGUCUUAUGGUGAACGGUCGAUGACGACUCCGGCACGGAGAAGAUAGUACUGUGGACAUUAGGCAGCGUGAGGACAAGGAGU
Trematosphaeria pertusa is the source of this 1249-nucleotide messenger RNA. RefSeq lists its product as uncharacterized. NCBI's taxonomy places the organism in Eukaryota, Fungi, Ascomycota, Dothideomycetes, Pleosporales, Trematosphaeriaceae. The record is from RefSeq and is a predicted model, not a curated record. The transcript has a single exon. Bases 173 to 1045 code for a protein of 290 amino acids.